AUGAAUCUUGGUCAAAGAAAUAAUUGUCACCAUACUUUAAAUGAAAUUUUAGAAGAAAAUGAAAAAAUAGCUUUAAGGGACAUGGCAAUGGGAACACUAUAUUUGUUACAAACUGUGGUUGGAAUUCUGGGAAAUUUUCCUCUGAUUUACCAUUAUUUUUUCCUUCAUCAUACAGAAAGCAGAUUGAGGUCCAUAGACUUGAUUCUCAAGCACCUGUACAUAGCUAAUUCUUUAGUCAUUCUUUCAAAGGGACCAUCCCAGACAAUGGUAGCCUUUGGAUUGAAAAAUUUAUUCAAUCAAUUUAGUUGCAAUAUUAACCUGUAUGUCCUCAGAGUGGGCAGGGCCAUGUCAAUUUGUACCAUGUGCCUCUUGAGCGUCGUCCAGGCCAUCAUAAUCAGCCCCAUGAACUCUCGUUGGAAGACUUUUAAAAUAAAAGCUCCAAAGUACAUUGGCCUCUCCAUGUCACUCUGGUGGUUGCUACAAAUGGGGAUAAAUUUCAUUUUUCCUCUGCAUUCAUUACAAGCAUCUGGAAAAUCAGGAAGCAGAAACAUCACAAGGAAAAGACAUCUGGGAUUCUGUACUAUUGUAAAUUAUGGGACAACCACAGGCUCAGUCUAUAUUGGAUUAGUACUAUCCCCUGAGAUUUGUUUCAUUGUGCUUACAAUGUGGACCAGUGGCUCUAUGAUUUUUGUCCUGUACAGACAUAAACAGAAGGUUAAGCACAUUCAUAGCACUAAUGUUUCCUCCAGAUCUCCUGAGUCAAAAGCCACCAAAAGCGUCCUUAUCCUGGUGAUCAACUUUGUAUCAUUUUAUAUCAUCUCCUCCAUCUUUCACAUUUUCAUUGCCCUUUCUUAUAAUCUCAAUUGGUGGUUAGUGAAUAUUUCUGGCCUCAUUUCUGUUUGCUUUCCAACUAUCAGUCCCUUUCUGUUUCUGAGCCAGGAUUCCUCUCUAUCCAUGUUCUUGUUUAGGUGGCGAAGAAAUACAAAAGUCCCUCAUACAAGAAAUAUGUGA
This is a messenger RNA of Octodon degus (degu), 1011 nucleotides long. Its product is annotated as vomeronasal type-1 receptor 4-like. The transcript has a single exon. Lineage: Eukaryota; Metazoa; Chordata; Mammalia; Rodentia; Octodontidae. Gene Ontology annotation, molecular function: pheromone receptor activity. The record is from RefSeq and is a predicted model, not a curated record. Bases 1 to 1011 code for a protein of 336 amino acids. Gene Ontology annotation, cellular component: membrane. Gene Ontology annotation, biological process: G protein-coupled receptor signaling pathway.